AUGGGAUUUUUGUAUCAGGUGCUUAAGGAUGUCAGCGAGAAACAGCCGUACGAAACAGGUAAGAAAUUCAUAGAUACAUUAAUUAGUGAUCAUUUAGAGCCUAAUUUGAAUCUAGGUCACGAUGGUUUUUGCAAGGCGUUUCCCACAUUAAGCCUGAACGUCGACAGGUACAAUAAGCAAGUGAAGUCGUCGAAUGAAAGCAUUAAGAAUAAAAUACAGACUUUCAGUAAAGAAAUGCAGCAACUUAACAAAACGGUAAGUGAAAUACAAAAUGAUAAUGCUCUUGCAGAUGACGCCAAGCAAAUUGGACUGAACGAGGAGUUAGUUAAGAAGAGCCUGGCAGAUUGUCAGCGGAAAGCUGAAAACUUCACUAAUGACUUAGAUGUCAAAAAUAGUCACAAUAGCAACAAGGACGCCAUUAAUGAUUUUAACGAAAAGUUGCGUGACAAAAUUGUGAGUGUCCAUCAGACGCUGGUUCACGAAAAAAAUCGGCUGAGCGAGUUGGCGAAAAAGGAGGAAGAGAAGUUGGCGGCUACGAAAACGAAAAUUACGGAGGCGCUCGAUGGCGUCAAAAGUAAGGUUAACGAGCACAUUUGCAAGGAAGUAAAUACUCUUGUCACGCACUUCACGAAAAAAAUUCAGGCCAUUUUGCAGAAGCUCAACGAUAUCAAUAGUAAGCUGAAGUCAUACAUCAGUGAGCUGGACAGGUGGAUUAGAGAAGCGCAGAGUUCUGUCAUUACUGUCCAAGGGCAUGUGGAUAUCAUACUGAAAGAGUUUGAUAAGGAGGAUAAGAGCAUUAAACCGGAGAAAAUUAUAAAGGACGCACAUGAUUUGCGAUUCCAGGGAGACAACCUAUUGGCCCUUGCAAGCCAGGCCAAGAGGGAAGUUGACGAGACUGUUAAAAAGGCACUUGAGGCUGUAAUAAAGAUGGACGGGGAACUGAAGGAGGAUUUGUUUGGUGUGAGGGAGGCGAUUAAGCAAGCACUCGGUCAGGUUAAUGAGAAAAUUAAGCAUCUCGCCGAGACGUUCACGGAGAUUCAUGACCCAUCCAAUAGAAACAUAAAAGGAAUUUUCGAGCAUAUUAGAAAUAAGGUUAUUAACACUAGAGGUUCCAGCCGACAAAAAACAGGCUUACAAGGCAUUUUAGACCAAGUGAGAAAUCAUAUAAAGGGGUUCUGGACAACAUUUGACGGCAAGCUUGAAGAGUGGAUAACGGACAUACUGCAGAAGCAACCGGUGAAAGGGUAUUUGAAGGAUUACGUUACGGGUGCUAACAGCGGUAAAUUUAAGGACGGCUAUGAGACCAUGGAUGACAAUGAAGUUAAUGGCAAACUUAACAAAGAAUUAUCGCAUCACAUUUUAUGGCAGCUUAAGCGUGAAGUAAUUCCAAAAGCCAACAAUUCUUUUCCAUCUUCGCAAAAUAAGAACGUAGUUGAUGAUUUGCGUGACGUCACAACGCUUUGUACAAAUCUAGCUGAAGAGCUGGAUAAACAACUGAAGUCCGAUAUACUCAUAAAAGCCAAUAGCAUUAUCUCUAGUAUAUACAGGGCAGUUGAAGGCGAAGUCAAAAAAAACCCUGAACCCCCAAACAGUUUAAAUCUCAUAAAUGCUCUUCAUUCGCUGUUCCCCGCGUUAGCCGCUAAAACUCGGCAAGUCGCCGCGGAACUUCAAUCGCUGACUAACGACAAACAGCUGCGUACUUAUAAUAUCGGUAAAAACAUAAAUGAUGCCUUGUCAGCUGCUAAUAUAAUCUUUGAAGAUCUUCAAAAGGCGGUUGGGCGAAAUAGCGGUGGACUCAGCAAUACCGAUCACGCUGACAACUUAGACAGGGCCAUCGGCCAGGUGACGAGGACGCUGGAAAAGCAGUUGCCGGUAACUCUUGAGAAUAAAGUAAACCUACAAACGACAGAUUCAACCAUUUUCCAAAAAUAUAAACAGCAAGUAUCACAAGGUGAUACCUUGGCAACCGCGGCGAAAGACCCCAAUGCCCUAACAGGCACCCUCCCCGCUGCGAUCAAAAAAAUAAAAAACCAGCUAUACGAGGCAACGUUAAAAAUGAUCGAACCGAAUGCGCAACCCGGUGAAGGUGCGGAGAAGCAGAUUACUCAACAAACUUUCGACGAUUUGUUCAACGCAAUUAAGCAAAACAUCGAUGACCUGUGCACGACCAUCAGAGAGGUUGGAGGUAACGCCCGAGACAACCUAAGACUUUUGAAGGAUACGUAUUUUAGCGAAACAUCAAAUCUCAGAGGUAGUAUAUACAAAAUCAAGCAAGAUCUCACCGAUCUGCAGAAGAGUUUGGAGACUGGUCUGAUUAAAACUACCACGGAUGUCUUGAACGGCAUGAUUCCAACUCGAGACGCCACCAUCACGUUGCUUGACAACCAUGUUCAACAGGAGGUCAAGAUCGCUAGGAACGCUCUAAACAUCCACGCGCAGAAGCAGUACAUCGAGUCACUAAAAGAGCUGCUGACGGCAUUCUCUCUAAAGGUCGAAAAGGAACUCGAACCUUUGCCGAGAGACAUUGCACGUGACUUAACCCUUGGUUUCAAAGGUUUUAUGACGACAUUCGAAAGGGAUUUCAUUACUAACGAAAAGUCAAUUCGAGGUAUUAGAGACAUGAACCCUAAGUUCACACCUCAAAAGGAGUCCCUGCUAAGCCAGGCUGCUUCCAAAUUCUUCGGUAGCGUCAACAGAUUUCUGCAUGAUUUGCAUAAACAGCAGGACUUCACGACGGACUUUGAGAAAAUUCAGCCAACGCGCGAGGCGCUAGCUAAGUUGUUUGGAGACCUUGUCGAUUCACAUCACUUCGACCACACAUUCAGUAUCAAUCUAGACGCCCUUGAUAAUGCAGUCACUGCCUUCAAGCCCGCUACCUACGGCGAUGCUAAGUGCCCCUUACUCCUCAAUGCUCUGAAAGCAGGCUUCACCCCUCUCGUCGAGGAGCUCAAGAAGGCAUACGUGAGCAGUUACUCCGGGAGACAAUUGCAAGAGGAGGAACUAGGACACUACGCCAAAAUCUGUUGGACCAUCACGCCCAUCUUAUAUCAAGAAUUGACCGCCUUCAAAGAUCACCUUGAUAUUGAUGGUUGGACCACCCAUAAAAUCUAUGACGCCCAAACACCCACCUCCAGCCUCCACGCUCUCUUCUUCCGCGACAACGGGUAUGACGUCCAUCGUCCUGAGAACGCUGAGCAUGGCGAACUGAAUCACAGACAAGACUUCAAUGGUAGCAGCAUUCUCAAACACCUAACCAAUCCACAUGAACUGUUCAGUCAACGGUCAUCUCCCGUCACCGGCAUCCCUCAAUCGACAUCCGGGUCGGACGAGCUAGGUGUAACCAUCGCGGAGGAGUGUGGUCUCAUCCAAAAACUCUAUGAUUUCCUGCAGACGUACUUCAAAGUCUGCCACCUUACCCGUAUUGACAAACCCCGGGCUCCAUGCUCCGUUUACGAAAUUCUCGUCUGGUGCAACGGCCUGCAGUUCAACCCCGUAUACGAGAAGCUCAAGGCGCAAGUUAGGUCUGAGUUCAUGAAGGAGGACAAGGAAAGGCCGGGUACUCAAACGCUGCAGCCCUUCGAAGCGCACCCGUCUGAUUUUGAACACACGCAUAUCGACGAAUCGCUCUACAAGGUCUCAUCCGACUCCCACGCCGUCCUCACCGCUAUCCUAGGGCACGGUCACAGGGACGGAAUUUACGCCUGUGAGUUCUCCAACAACUCGCUGAAAUUAGAUUACCCAACCAGCAUGAUACUGUUGCUUUGCACGUUGUUCGACCUGCUCAAGCGCCUCUACCACCAGCUGUACUUCCUGCUGCAGCAGUGUCAACUUACAACUCAGCUUAGCGGCUGGAGGGACUGCCACUACGGCAGGGGCAUCGGUGGGUCGGGCUGGCAGUGCAACACAAAGCAAUGCGCUAAGCAAGACUGCGACCAAAGGCAUGACCAAAGUGGUAACCAAACGGGUGAGCAAUUUCCCAACUGCGGCGUCAAGUCGCCACUGCAAUCGUUCUUGGAGGACGGUUUGAAGGGCCACCUGCCGCAUUCGGUGACAGCUAGGGGAUCCAGUCUGUCAUGUGGCACUUGUGGUAAUUCACCUGGUAUGCCGUGCAGAACUCCAAUGGGCUUCGCUGACAUCGGUGCCAUCGCGUCGCAUACGAUGAUUGGCCGGAAUAUAUGCGAGGUGCUUGAGUAUUUCUGUGGGAGUGCGAAAUCGCCUCUCACUAGACUGUGCGGUUACCUCAACUGCCUUUUGCCUAGUGCGCCGAAAACGCUGGCGGACAUGUUCAGCUUCUACUAUCACCUCACCGAUCGCUGGGGUAUGCAUGGCAAUGAUCAUAAACAACUGGCAUUUACAGAGAAAGUCACCGCUGCCAAUUUCGGGCGUCAGUAUAAUGAUUUGAAAGUCUACCACUUAUUUACCCCUAGCCACUCAGCAUUGAAGAAGGGCCACUCCGAUGGCAGCCUGGGCAGUCUCGUAUGCUUAUCAAAGGACUCCGUCGUAUGCGGUCCUUAUCUGCGUCCCAUCACUCACGCCAUCUACGAGACUUUCUCGUCAGAACACGCCGAUAAAUAUUUGUCGUGGAUUGUCUACCUGACGGCGACGUUCUACGAUCUGCUUAAGAAAUUGUACGAUGAGUGCAAUUCCAAAUGCGGUGCCAGGGGAUCGAAUUGCCAUGAAAAGGCGUGCAUCAAGGAAUGUAGAACUACAUCCACCACGUAUCAACCGCCACGAUAUCACGAUCCCAAAUGCAAAUCCAUUGUACAGUGCAAUGCUACGCUGCCGACAUUGGCAAAAUACGGCUUUGUUCUCGGCAAUGCAGAGAAGCUGAACGGAAGUGAACGACCGCAAACGAAACGCACGUGCAGAGAUUUCUGUGAUGUAUUUGCGGAGGCAUUUGAGAAGGACUCACAUCUUGUGCAACUCUUCAAAGCCAUUGAUAAUUUCAUUUUCACCAUCAGGCAGCCGUUCAUCUGGCUUAACGUGGCACUCUGGUCACUAUCCCUGUUCUACCUAAUCUGCGUAAUGGUUGGCAGACUGGAUGUGCUCCACAUACGCUCACACCUGAGGAUACCGUCAUCGCACAAGAUAACGGCGCAAUCACUGUUGGCUGCAGCGCAAGUCGGAAGGCUUGCCAAGAUAUCGUAUCUACAACCGUAA
Messenger RNA from Babesia bigemina, 5160 nucleotides. RefSeq lists its product as hypothetical. Bases 1 to 5160 code for a protein of 1719 amino acids. Lineage: Eukaryota; Apicomplexa; Aconoidasida; Piroplasmida; Babesiidae. The transcript has a single exon. The record is from RefSeq and is a predicted model, not a curated record.